Trametes versicolor FP-101664 SS1 is the source of this 1140-nucleotide messenger RNA. Its product is annotated as alcohol dehydrogenase. NCBI's taxonomy places the organism in Eukaryota, Fungi, Basidiomycota, Agaricomycetes, Polyporales, Polyporaceae. Bases 1 to 1140 code for a protein of 379 amino acids. Gene Ontology annotation, biological process: formaldehyde catabolic process. Gene Ontology annotation, molecular function: zinc ion binding; S-(hydroxymethyl)glutathione dehydrogenase [NAD(P)+] activity. The record is from RefSeq and is a predicted model, not a curated record. The transcript is spliced from 11 exons. Gene Ontology annotation, cellular component: cytosol.
AUGUCCGACACCGCAGGAAAAGUCAUUACGUGCAAGGCCGCCGUCUGCUGGGCCGCCGGCGAGGAGCUCAAGAUCGAGGACGUCGAGGUCGCGCCCCCGCGCGCCCACGAAGUCCGCAUUCACAUCCUCCACACUGGUAUCUGCCACACGGACGAGUACACCCGCAGCGGCAAGGAUCCCGAGGGUGCCUUCCCCGUGAUUCUCGGCCACGAGGGUGGAGGAGUUGUCGAGUCUGUCGGCGAGGGCGUCACCAACGUUAAGGUCGGCGACCAUGUUAUUCCCCUCUACACUGCCGAGUGCCGGGAGUGCAAGUUCUGCAAGAGCGGCAAGACCAACCUGUGUGGCUCAGUCCGUGCCACCCAGGGCCAGGGUUUGAUGCCCGACUCGUCUUCCCGCUUCACCUGCAAGGGCCAGUCCCUCUUCCACUUCAUGGGCACCUCUACCUUCUCCCAGUACACCGUCGUCGCGGACGUCUCGGUUGUGGCCGUUAACCCCAAGGCUCCUCUCGACCGUGUCUGCCUCCUCGGCUGUGGUAUUACCACGGCCUGGGGCGCAGUCGUCAAGCAGCCCGGUAUCCAGAACUCCACCGUCGCUGUCUUCGGCUGCGGUGCCAUCGGUCUCGGCGUUGUCGCAACUUCCUCCCUCGUCAAGGCGUCGCGCGUCAUCGCGGUCGACACCAACCCCAACAAGGAGGAGUGGGCGCGCAAGUUCGGCGCGACUGAGUUCGUGAACCCCGCAAAGCUGCCCGAGGGCAAGAAGAUCCAGGACCACCUGAUUGAGAUCACUGACGGUGGCCUCGACUACACCUUUGACUGCACAGGUAAUGUGCAUGUCAUGCGCGCUGCCCUUGAGUCAUGCCACAAGGGCUGGGGUAUCAGCACUAUCAUCGGUGUUGCGGCUGCUGGUCAGGAGAUCUCUACUCGCCCAUUCCAGCUGGUAACUGGUCGCACCUGGCGCGGAUCUGCCUUCGGUGGCGUUAAGGGACGCACUGAGCUCCCCGGCCUCGUCGAGGACUACCUCGAGGGCAAGGUCAAGGUCGACGAGUACGUCACCCACCACCGCACCCUGGCUGAGAUCAACGCUGGCUUCCACGACAUGCACGCCGGUGACUGCAUCCGCUGCGUCGUCGACAUGUCUUGA